Camellia sinensis is the source of this 519-nucleotide messenger RNA. The record is from RefSeq and is a predicted model, not a curated record. NCBI's taxonomy places the organism in Eukaryota, Viridiplantae, Streptophyta, Magnoliopsida, Ericales, Theaceae.
AUGCCUCAACUUCCAGUUGCCUACAUUCAAGGAAGAGUCUUUGAAGUACAACAAGCUCAACUCAAUCUGCCUCAUUCGAGUAACCAAGGUCCUGUUCAUUCCCUAUGGCUGCCUCCUUCUGGUUGGAUCAAGAUCAAUGUUGAUGAUUCUGUUCUAACUUCGAAAGGUUUUGUUUGCCAGCCUGCCAGGGGCAUUGUGCGAUCGGAGAAUGAGAAGUGGACUGCUAGUUUUUGGCAUCAAGUAGGCAAUGCUCCUAUUCUCGUUGUGGAAUUAUGGACUAUUUGGUUGGGGUUGCAAUUAGGAUGGAGCAUAGGCUUUCGUAAAAUCUUGGUUGAGUUUGAUUGUGUGGAUGCUAUUCAUAUGAUCAAUUCAGCUAGUGCAAUGAAUCUACAUUUUAAUCUUUGUCAGGCCAUUCGUGAUUGGUUGCCCGUGAUUGGCUUUGUAAACUUUGUCUCAUCUGGCGUAAAGCGAACAAGCGUAGAUUUUCUUGCUAAGAAUGCUUUUCACCAGUUGACUUAG